Molecule: messenger RNA, 933 nt
Organism: Lethenteron reissneri (Far Eastern brook lamprey)
Lineage: Eukaryota; Metazoa; Chordata; Hyperoartia; Petromyzontiformes; Petromyzontidae
Product: beta-1,4-galactosyltransferase 2-like
Biological process (GO): carbohydrate metabolic process
Cellular component (GO): Golgi apparatus
Molecular function (GO): galactosyltransferase activity
Source: RefSeq, a predicted model, not a curated record
AUGCCGAUGUCAAAACCGCUGGAGACCGUGUGCGUGUCGCUGGUAAUCCUGUGCUCGGUCCACCUCUUCGUGGUCUUGGUCGUGUACUCCGAGGUGCCCGCGAAGGCCAUUUCGUUCCUGCGCCAAAGAAACCUGACGGACCGAUCGGACGCCGACGCCGUGUGGCCCCCUCCGCCGAUGAGGAAGAGGCACCAGGCAGACCUCGCACGCGCCACGCUCGGGGUGCAGGACAACGUCGAUGUUCCGGGCCAGAGUCCUCGCCAGGAACCCACGGAGCUGUGUACCGACGACCCCGCAGGCCUUGUGGGGCUCCGUCUGGUGGAAUUUAACAUUCCCGUGACCUUGGAAAAGACAAAGACCAUGAACCCAAAGGUGCAAGAAGGUGGCCGGUUCCGUCCUGCAAACUGCAUCUCCAAACAGAAGGUGGCCAUCAUCAUCCCCUUCCGGCACCGGGAUGAGCACCUAAAGUACUGGCUCUACUACCUGCACCCGACACUCCAGCAGCAGACCAUCGAGUAUGGCAUCUACGUCGUCAACCAGGUUGAUGAUGCGUUGUCAGAUAAGCCCAAUGACCAACGCGGCAUGGGGAAACGCUCAUCAAGCAGGGGAAUAACAAAGUUUGGAGAGGGAAUUUUCAACCGAGCCAAGCUCAUGAACAUCGGCUACGUGGAGGCCCUCAAGGACGCCCCCUACGACUGUUUCAUCUUCAGCGACGUCGACCUGGUGCCGAUGGACGACCGCAACCUCUACCGCUGCUAUGACAACCCCAGGCACUUCUCUGUCGCCGUAGACAAGCUCGGAUUCCAGCUCCCGUACAACAUGAUCUUUGGCGGAGUGUCAGGCCUCUCCAAGGCUCAGUUUGAGAAGAUAAACGGCUUCCCCAACAACUACUGGGGCUGGGGUGGCGAGGACGAUGACAUCUCUACCAGGUGA